AUGUUGACCUCAUUUCAUAGCCGCUGCACGGCCCAUGUGAAUGGCAGGGGCGAUGCUUGGCUGGAAGCGAAGAACUUCCCAAGGCAGCUGUGGGACCUGACUGCAGAUGAGCAUGAAGUGCUCCGAGAUGCCGGCCGCGUCCAGAAGCAGGCGCAGCUUGGCAAUCGAGGAUGGGGUCUGGUGCGGAUCAAUGUCCGAGCUCCAGAUCAUGUGGUGUUGCGUUGUUUGUGCAACUUCCGGCAGUACCCUGACAUGAUGUCUGCCAUCCGUGCAGCAGAAGUGAACUCCACGUCGCCAGCAGCAGAUGCUGCACUAGUCGCCAAGUGCACCUACAGAAUCACGCGAUUCUGGUUCGAGAUUCCUGCGGUGCACCAUGUGGACCAGCGGCGCGGUCGAAUAAGCUUCGACAUAGAUCCAGAUGCGACAGGCCUUGUGCUUCGAGAGGCCUCCGGUUUCUGGCAAGUCGUGCCGUGCCGGCAGAACCCGGGAGAAUGCCGCGUGGUUUUCCGUGUCUACGCGCAUGCUUCCAAGUUGAUGCCCGAGUGGCUUGUAGAGUAUGGAGCCCGGAAGUGUCUCAAACGUGCCACAAGCUGGCUGAAGCCAUUUGCGGAAAAGCUUUGGCAGGAGUCAAAACAAACAGUGCGCGCUGCGGCCUGA
Symbiodinium sp. CCMP2592 is the source of this 657-nucleotide messenger RNA. The record is from the annotation of a GenBank genome assembly. Lineage: Eukaryota; Dinophyceae; Suessiales; Symbiodiniaceae.